This is a messenger RNA of Esox lucius (northern pike), 1639 nucleotides long. It is a transcript of the gene anxa5b, whose product is annotated as annexin A5b. Gene Ontology annotation, molecular function: calcium ion binding; calcium-dependent phospholipid binding. Gene Ontology annotation, biological process: negative regulation of coagulation. Lineage: Eukaryota; Metazoa; Chordata; Actinopteri; Esociformes; Esocidae. Bases 175 to 1128 code for a protein of 317 amino acids. The transcript is spliced from 13 exons. Gene Ontology annotation, cellular component: cytoplasm. The record is from RefSeq and is a predicted model, not a curated record.
UGUAGUCACACUAGGGUGUGGUCCCACCUCACUGUCUGUUAACUAGUUUUUCCGCUCUUCCUCAGUCUCUCGUUUUCUCUGGCUCGCUACGCUUCACUGAGCUCCAGACGCAGACUACAAACUCCGACGGAACUUCCUUCUUUGCAUUAAACCCGCUUUCUACCGACUAUCAGAAUGGCUGGUCGAGGCACUGUGAGGGCCAGUGUAAACUUCAAUGCCAACCAGGAUGCGGAGACGCUCUACAAGGCCAUGAAAGGACUGGGAACGGAUGAGGAUUCCAUCAUGAACCUGUUGACGUCUCGUAGUAACGAUCAGAGACAGAAGAUCAAAGCUGCAUACAAGACCCUGCAUGGCAAGGACCUUGUAUCUGAUCUGAAAGGUGAACUGGGGGGGAAGUUUGAGUCUCUGAUCGUGGGUCUGAUGGCCCCUCCCAUCCUCUAUGAUGUGACCUCACUUCGGCAUGCCAUAAAGGGGGCAGGCACUGAUGAGAAGGUCCUAGUUGAGAUCCUAUCAUCCAGAACCCCUCAGCAGAUUAAGGACAUCAUCGCUGCCUAUCGACAGGAGUAUGAUGCUGACCUGGAGAAGGACAUAACUGGAGACACAUCUGGUCACUUCGAAAGACUGCUGGUUAUCCUGCUACAGGCCAGCAGACAGCAGGGGGUGCAGGAGGGAAACAUAGAGGCUGAUGCACAGGCUCUGUUCAAUGCAGGAGAGAAGAAGUUUGGGACAGAUGAGGAACAGUUUAUCACCAUCCUCGGGAACAGGAGUGCUGCACAUCUGAGAAAAGUGUUUGACGCAUACAUGAAGCUGGCGGGAUACGAGAUGGAGGAGAGCAUUCAGAGAGAAACCUCUGGGAGCCUCAGAGACCUGCUGCUGGCUGUGGUUAAAUGUGCUCGAAGUGUUCCUGCCUACUUUGCUGAAACCCUGUUCAAUUCUUUGAAGGGUGCAGGUACUGAUGAUCAGACGUUGAUCAGGGUGAUGGUGAGUCGCAGUGAGGUGGACAUGCUGGACAUCAGAGCAAACUACAGACGUCUGUUUGCCUGUUCACUCUACUCAUCCAUUAAGGGUGAUACCUCUGGGGACUACCGUAAGGCCCUCCUCCUGCUCUGUGGUGGAGAUGAUGCAUAACCAUGGCGAUGACCACUGAGGAGGUGCUAACUACGCUGUGAUUGCCCCCCCCCAGCUGUCAAUCAUUCAUGAGUUGUGUUAAUCAGUACAACAUCUCAGCUGGUCCCUUUAAUUCAGUCUGGGUCGUUAAAUUUUUUUCAUAUCUCGUUCACUAAAGUCAUUUUCUAUAAAUAUAAUUUACUAGUCAUGUAUUUACUUUACCAAGGUAACAUUAUGUAUGUCCAUUACUAUACAAAACUCAUAUUUCAGAUUACGUUUUUUAAUACCUGAAAUAUAACAACCAAAGUGUUUUGAAUACUUUUGGUAAGACUAAACCAAAGACUGGUUAAUUAUUAGGUAAUUAUGCAUGGUGCAUUAAUAACAGGCUGUAGUAAUGUCUCUUGAACAGUAGAGGGCAGAAUCCAUAUAUAGUUAUUAUCAGCAGGCCGAAGCAAUGGAAUACUUGUUCUUGCAUGUAAUCCCAUUUUGUAUGUAGAGCAACUGAAUUAAAUACUAAUCUUUUAUGAGAGAA